AUGGCAUCUCUAAGGGCCGCCACCGCCACACUGCUCCUCCUCACCCUCGCGUCGUCCGCCGCGGCCACAUAUACCAAGUUCAACAUCACCGAGAUCCUUAGCGAGUCACCAGAGUUCUCGACCUUCAACAGCCUCCUCUCAAAAACGAAUCUCUCCGAGGAGAUCAACAAUCGGCAGACCAUCACCGUGCUCGUGGUAGACGAUUCUGCCGCCAGGGCCAUCACGUCGCUGCCCGCCGACGUGCAGAAGAACGUGCUGGCCGUGCACGUCAUCCUCGACUACUACGACCCCAUGAAACUCGACACCAUCGCAAAGAAGACGGCGCUGCUCACCACGCUAUUCCAGACGACCGGCGCCGCGACCAACCGCAUGGGGUUCUUGAACUACACCCAGGGAGCGGACGACCAGAUGGCGUUUGGCUCGGCCGAGCCCGGCGCACCGCUCAGCUCGCAGUUGGUGAAGGUCGUUGCUUGCCGGCCUUACAACCUCGCCGUCAUGCAGGUCAGCGAAGCAAUCAUCCCGCCGAGCAUCGGCUCAUCGGGCAAGGGACCCGAUCCUCAAGCGAAGUCCUAUGGUUCGUCGCCAUCACCGGCAUCGUCGAUCGAGAAAGCGGAAGGUCCUGAAGCGAGCGUCCAGACCACCGAGGCUGAGGUUGAGGCGCUCAAAUCAUCCGAUGAUGCCAGUGCUCUAGACGUUGACGAUCCUUCCCCUGCAGCUGUGGAUGCACCCGAAUCAUCUCAACCAGCGAAGAGUGCUGACGCGGCCAAAGGCGUGCCCACCUCGGCGGGAAAUACGGUGCUAGUUUGCACAAGUUUUGGGUUCAUCGGGCUUGUGAUGUUGAUGAUAUAA
Lolium rigidum is the source of this 849-nucleotide messenger RNA. Its product is annotated as fasciclin-like arabinogalactan protein 14. The transcript has a single exon. Lineage: Eukaryota; Viridiplantae; Streptophyta; Magnoliopsida; Poales; Poaceae. The coding region runs from base 1 to 849 and encodes 282 amino acids. The record is from RefSeq and is a predicted model, not a curated record. Gene Ontology annotation, cellular component: plasma membrane.